Molecule: messenger RNA, 3431 nt
Organism: Eriocheir sinensis (Chinese mitten crab)
Lineage: Eukaryota; Metazoa; Arthropoda; Malacostraca; Decapoda; Varunidae
Gene: thoc6
Product: THO complex subunit 6 homolog
Exons: 7
Coding region: 98-1129 (343 amino acids)
Biological process (GO): mRNA export from nucleus
Cellular component (GO): THO complex; transcription export complex
Molecular function (GO): protein binding
Source: RefSeq, a predicted model, not a curated record
AAACAAACACAGCCUGGACGCAAGAAGAAGAAGAAAAGGAAGCCGGGGCCGGGUAUCUAUUUUUUUACGUGUUUUCUAAAUAUAUUUGAAUGAGAACAUGGUUUCGGCGACCCUGAGGAACCUGUACUGGACGUCGUUCAGCCAAGCGGCGUCCCUGGAGGCGGGGCUGCUGGCGGUGGGCAACAAUGAGGGGAAAAUAUCCGUCUUCGACCUGUCCAGUGUGUGCAACAGCCGGGAGAGUGGCAUUGGCGAGCGUCUGAGGAGCCCGUGUAAGGUGAUCAGUGCACACAGCGAUGCCGUGUAUGCCAUGGUGGCCACGGAGGGCUUCUGUGUGUCGGGAACCACCGGCCAGAUCAGUGGCCGUCGCUGGGAGGAGCUGAAGCAGGGCCAGAUGCCGCCCGCCUGGAGCCUGUCCUUGGAGUGUGACCAGGCCAACUUUGGGACACCUGAAGUCAACAGCCUCGCCCACGACCCACAGCGAGGUCUCUUGUACGCUGCCUGUGGGGACUGGCGCACACAUGUAUACGACAUUGAAACAGGGAAACGUACGCACACGCUGGAGGGCCACGAGGAUUACGUGCACCAGGUGGUGGUGGGUGCCGGGGGAGGAAGCGGCGGCCCCCUGGUGGCCAGCAGCGGGGAGGACGGACAGGUGUUGGUGUGGGACCCAAGGGUGGGGAGGGAGCCCCGCCACCGCCUCUCCCCUCACACCCACUCUGAGCUUGCCCGCCCCUCCAUAGGAAAGUUUGUGGCCACGCUGGAUGUGACUGGUGACUGGCUGGUGUGUGGCGGGGGGCCCCGUGCUGGCAUCUUCCACCUCAAGUCCCUGGCGCUCACCACUGUGCUGCCGCCCACCUCUCCCACCAUCCACGUCACCAAAUUCACCAGGCACGCCGAGGGGGGUGACCGAGGAGGCAUUGUGGUGGCCGGAAUCGCCCCGCAGCUAACAGUGUGCAGCAUGGCAGGGAUGGUGACGGCUCAGCUACCCUGUUCAUCGCCCUGCAUCUAUACGGUCAAUGUGUCAGACAAGCCUUUCACGAUGAUGACCUACGGAGGGACCAGUACCAAGUUGGACGUGUGUUUCAACCUCAACUACCGCGACCACACAGUCUCCCUCGUGGAUGACUGAACACCACCAUAAAACAACAACUCCCUCCCUCCGUUCCCCUUCAUCCACUGCUCAACAAUACCAUCUACACCUUCUCUGACCAGCAGUAUAAGUGUGUGUAAUAAACUUUGGAUUCAUUCUUUUCCAGUGCCACUUUUCUAUUCAAAAACUCGUGCAUACCUGCCGAGGUUAUAUGCUGCUAAUAAAGUCGGGUUUUUUUCUAACACUAGUUUUAAUCGGUCAUCUACCUUUUAGUUCUACAUCUCUCUUUGUAUACUUUUUCCAACUGCAGUAUGAGAAACAAUAAUACCCUUUAUUCUCUGUUAUUACCAAAUUUAGGCGGGAAUGUGGCAGUAUUUUUCUCAUACAUGGAUUUAAUUUCGUUCACUUUUUACAACUAAAUAUUUCACAUUAAGAUAUUUAAGGAAACAGCCAAGUUGGGGAGUGUGUUUGGCAGUGUUCUGGGAGUCCAUAACCCCAAGUUGUUGUUGUUGUUGUUGUUUAUGUGUGUGUGUGUGUGUGUGUGUGUGGGGGGCAGUGGCUGAGUGGUCAACGUGCAUGUGUGGUGACCUCGAGGACCUAAGUUCAAGUCCUGCCCACCACUAUAAGCCGACAAUUUCCAGUCCAAGUGGCUUAACCCGGUAGCAGCGACGGGCCAAAUUUGUGGCCUUAUGGUAUACCAGCGACGAGCCAAAUUUUUGCCAUGAUAUAAAAAAAAUAGAUGCAUAAACUGAUCACAAAUGCGCGUAUGUAUAUAUUAUGAAAUGGUUUGCGCGAGUGAUGAUUUUUUCUCAUUUUUCUCACUUUAAGAAACAUGAUCCCUGCAGCUACUGGGUUAAGACUACCACAUGCUAACCUGAUGGCCACCUAUCAACUCUGAUCCUAGUGAAACUCUAAAGAGGAUCAACUGGAGUUUCGGAGGGGCAGCACGAGUCAUUUAAAACACCAGCCUGUUCCACUAACGGGCUGGUCGGCCCCAUCAAGAAAGGCUAUUAGUACUAUAGGCCGAGCAUAAAGAAAGCACAGUAGACCACCCCAAUUCAAGCCUUCUGUCAGAUAAUACAGAGAAGCAUAUUUUAAUAUUUCUACAAGUACAAGAUCAAAACCUGCAAAUAUUUCUUCAUAACUACAAGACCUAAAGCCCUAAAUUACUUCCAUGACUACAAGAUCAAAAAAACAAAAAUAUCUCAAUAACUACAAGAUCCAAAGCCACAAAGAAUAUCUCUUUAUAAUUACAAAAUCAAGCCCCAAAAUAUUUCUAUAACUACAAAAUCUAAACCUCUAACUACACACAAUACUAUACUCUUAGGUGUGAAUAAGUAGGCUACACCAACCACUUAUACUCUUAAGGCGGACACACACUAUACGAUGCGGCCGAAAGUGGGCGAAGCAUCGUCGGCCGGAUGAAGCACACACAUUAUGAGGCGGCUUCACGGAAAACCGGGCAGCAGCCAUCACUCUGAGCCCCACCGCUGCAGCGACGACAACAACACAAUAUAUGUUUCAUGUUCCACGAACAUGGAUGGCCCUUGUACACAUCAAUAAAACAGAUCCAAAAUCUUUAUUUAUCCAGACGUUAGACAUCGUGGAGUGUAGAUGAUGUGUACACCACGGCUGUCAGCGUCGAUCUGAGAUAAUUCCUGCCUCACAAAUUACACCCACACACACUGCCUUAAGGCCUCUAGCUCCGCCCACUUUUCAGCCGCCGGACAGGCUGCAUUGUAUAGUAGGUGUCCGCCUUAACCACUACUUCACGCCACACAGCAUGCAACUCAAACUAUUGUUAAAGGUACAAAUACUCAAUCUGUUGGUUUAUUACAUAAAACACUGGAUACAAAAAAUGCCCUUACCCUUCACCAUAGUAAGUGAUUCAUGUUAAUUUAUCUACUUAUAUUAACAAGUCUUUACAAUACUACAACAACUUGCUAAAAACGAAGGACGGAAACAUCACAACCUACAUAUAGUAAAACUCCAUUAAUCUGAAGUCCACUGAUCACAUACAAUAUUUUGGAUUCAAGCAAAAAAAAAUAAUUCCCCCCUACAAAACAUUAUAUCUUGGAGCAUGGGUCAAUUUUUUAAGGUAUGCUAUAAUAAUUCAGAAUAAAAAAGUUGCCUUAGAUCUAGAGUGAAGGAAAUUAACGUAUAUGUAAAAAAAUUGAUUGACGUGAGUGAAAGAAAUAUAUAAAAAGUUGAUUGUCAAGUGAAAGAAACUAUAUAAAAAAAAUUGACUGUCAAACAAAUUGCACAUAAAAAGAGGAUUGACAGACUUUUACAAAACAUAAAAUACACAUUGCAUUAAAAAGUUUGUAAAAUUAAAAAGUAA